AUGAUGAACCACUCUGACUUGGAAGAGCUUCUUGAGGAGACGGAGCAGCCUCAGCGGAAGUGGAGCUUCCCCACUCGCGUCCUGGUGAUUCUGGGAGUUGUCGGGCUGGCAAGCUUGGGUGUUCUCUCAUUCCGUGGAAAGGGGCUUCGAAGCAAGUCCGGCGAAUUUGUGGGUCUUCAGGAAGUCGAUGUUGACGAUGAUGUCGAUGAUGGUGAUGAAGAGGUUACUACUUGCUUUGUUCAGGGCAUGUACUAUGCAAAUCCGGUCAAGCUUCCUGGGACUGAGAGGACUGUAGAAAUGAGCGCAGAAAGUUGCCAACAACGGUGCCAAGUGGUUGACUUCUGUGCACAUUUCACGUUUUGGCCAGAUGGUGGAUGUCUCCUGACUGGUGAAGAGUCCACACCGAAGACUGCCCCAGCCAAGUACGCGGAUCUCAUGUACGGACCCAAGUAUUGUCAACCAGCGAUUGAUGCUGCAAAGGUACAGAUCGACCAUGCAGCCCAGGUAGCUGAUGAAGUCGCAGCUGCAGGUGGCUCCGGGCUGCAACCCAUUGCCGAGGCUGGGGCCUCUGGACUUCAGCCCAUUGCUGAUGCCGGGGCCUCUGGUCUUCAGCCGAUUGCAGAUGCUGGAGCGUCUGGAUUGCAAGCUAUGUCUGAGGGCACUUCUGGGCUUCAGCAGGCAACCUUGGGCACCAGCUUGGAUGACACGCCCGAAAUGCAGGAAAAGAUCGCGAAAACCGCAGGUGAAAUCACUGAGAUGAUCCCCGGUGUCAACGGCACCUCUUGCAGCAAGUAUCCUGCAUGCGUGGCCGCGGGGAUGCUUGGAGAGUGCUGCCCCAACGCCCAGUCUGUGAAACUGGGCUGCUGCAAUGGCUUUCCUGAGGCAGCACCUGUCUUGAAGAUCACUGCUGGUGCCGAAUGCUCUGCGUUCCCUGCCUGUGUCGCCCUCAACAUGACCGGCGCUUGCUGCCCCACUGCCACUGGCUUGCAAUUGGGAUGCUGCUCUCAGAUCUGA
Molecule: messenger RNA, 1014 nt
Organism: Durusdinium trenchii
Lineage: Eukaryota; Dinophyceae; Suessiales; Symbiodiniaceae
Source: the annotation of a GenBank genome assembly